AUGGAUGCAAUGAGAGCUGCUGCCCUCCUUGGAUUAGUGCUUCUCAGCUCCUUUCCUAAUCUUGUUCCUGGUCAGCAAUGGGCCUCCUGCAGUGAGUACCGGCUGUCAGGCAGCGGGAACCUUGCCUGUCCCAGGAUCUACCAGCCUGUGUGUGGCACUGAUAACGUCACCUAUCCCAACGAGUGCUCACUCUGUAGACGAAUCCUCUGGAGUGGGACGGUUGACAAGAAGCACGACGGGAGGUGUGUGAAGGUUGAUUGCACUGGCUACAUGAGAGCAACUGGUGGUCUGGGGACAGCCUGCAGCCAGCAAUACAACCCGCUCUAUGCCACCAAUGGGGUCACCUACAGCAACGAGUGCACCUUCUGCUCAGCAGUGGCGAAUGGAGAGGACAUAGAUCUGCUCACUGCUGGAAAACACCCUGAGAUUGACUGCAGCGAAUUCAAGAGCACCAAUCUCUAUUGCACUGAAGAGUACAUGCCCCUUUGCGGCUCUGACGGCAUAACAUAUGGGAACAAAUGCCACUUCUGCAUUGCAGUUUUGAGGAGUCAUGGAUCUCUGUCUCUCCAGCAUCAUGGAGAAUGCUGA
Molecule: messenger RNA, 588 nt
Organism: Lagopus leucura (white-tailed ptarmigan)
Lineage: Eukaryota; Metazoa; Chordata; Aves; Galliformes; Phasianidae
Product: double-headed protease inhibitor, submandibular gland-like
Exons: 9
Coding region: 1-588 (195 amino acids)
Molecular function (GO): serine-type endopeptidase inhibitor activity; protein binding
Source: RefSeq, a predicted model, not a curated record